UUAGAAUUUCUCUACAGAAGGGCAUUUUCGUAAAGGUGAUUUGAAUUGAUUGGUCCCAUGGUCUCACCUCCUAGGUGAAGUAUCAAUGGGAGGGUCCGCUAAUGACCUCAGGUGGCUUUGUCCAGCGCCAUAGCUCCGGGCUGGACAGGCUGCUCUGGGAGCCUCCUGCAGGGCGUUCACCGGAAAUUGCUUUUGGCUUCUAUUUUCCUGCGGGUCAGGUGAGGUUUGUUGACACCGAGGACUCCCAAAGAAGGAGCAGCCUGAAGAAGAGGGCGAGAGAUCACGCCUGGAACACAGUACCAAAAGCUCCUGGCCAGCGAUGCUGAGCGGAAAGGAUCUUCCAGCAACUCUCCAGUUCCAGAGUUCACAGCUUGCGAAGAAGGUCGUCUUCGCAGCCGAGCGCCGGUGCAUGCCCAUCCACUCGGCUCCUCGAGGGCGUGGGGCAGCCUGUGCUCACUGCGAGCGGAAACCUCUCCUGGCCCCAUCAGUUGUGAGCUUCCCUUCCCGUCUCUCAGAAGCCAACCUACAACUCUAGUAAUGAAUAGUGGCAGUCGGAUGCUUCCUCCUCUCCCUCUACCUAAUUGUCAUCUUAACCCACACGGAAGCCCUGGCACCUCCGAGAACCCGAAGUGCUGCGCUUCCGCGUAUCCCCGGCCACUUCCCCCUGUCCCCCGGGAAGUCGCUGGCCAGUCGCCCAGCCCCGAGUCGGGCUCUGGAGACUCCAGCCUGAAGACAGUGGGUUCGGGCACUCCGCUCGCCCCCAAGCACACCUGCUUUUCCACGGUCCAGCGAUGCGGCUGGCCGUGGUAAUGUCGCCAGUUACCCCAGCCUCCAGAGGAGAAAGACAAACGAACUGACAAUAGCCACCAACACCCCCAAAUCUGGGCUUCCGGGGCCCUCGGUACCGUUUGCCCACGAAGGGGCGUGGCCCCGGGACCCAGGCGUGGGAGCCAGAACUGUUUGCUGCUGGCAGAAGCGCUGUCGGUCGCCAAGGUCCGGGCCGGGUCGGGUCAAGUCGCCGCGGGGCGGGGCGGACAGGGCAGUGCUUUAAGAGGGCCCGGCCUGGGCACGGUUGGACGACCCGCGCCAAUGGAGACCGCCAGGGACUACGCGGGAGCCCUCAUCAGGCCUCUGACAUUCAUGGGGUUGCAGACUAAGAAGGCCCUGCUGACACCCCUCAUGCAUCCAGCUCGCCCUUUUCGGGUCUCAAACCAUGACCGAAGCAGCCGGCGUGGGGUGAUGGCCAGCAGCCUGAGGGAGCUUAUCAGCAAGACUUUGGAUGUCCUGGUCAUCACGACUGGCCUAGUCACGCUGGUGCUGGAGGAAGAUGGUACUGUGGUGGACACCGAGGAAUUCUUUCAGACCUUAAGGGACAACACACAUUUCAUGAUCUUGGAAAAGGGACAGAAAUGGACACCGGGCAGUAAGUAUGUCCCAGUCUACAAGCAACCGAAGAAAUCGGGAAUAGCCAAAGUUACCUUCGACCUAUACCGACUGAAUCCCAAGGACUUUCUCGGCUGCCUCAACGUCAAGGCCACCAUGUAUGAGAUGUACUCAGUGUCCUAUGACAUCCGAUGCACGAGUGUAAAGGCCAUGCUAAGGAGUCUGCUGCGAUUUGCGUCCUACGCCGCCCAGGUGACAGGACAGUUCCUGGUCUACGCAGGCGCGUACAUGCUCCGAGUACUGGGCGAUACAGAAGAGCAGCCAUCUCCCAAGCCUAACACCAAGGGCUGGUUCAUGUAAACAGGUCUCGGCUCCAGAGGCCCAGGUGCAUGCCGUUCAUGUACAUUGACUACCUUUGUUUAUAGGCUGUGGGAUGCCAGGGGAAGGAAGGGGGCUUGGUGGUACACAAUGCGGAGCUCAGGAUUCCUGCAGGAGAAAGGGACCACAGAGGGGGCCUUCAAGGGCCUUCAGAUGGGACUAACAGCAGAGUGUCUGGGAGCAGCGUGCAUAUGAAUUAGACUGUUUGGAUCCUUGCCUGUUGUAAUAAAUCGAUCACAAGAGUCACUUUAAUACCUGCCAUGCUUCCUUGCAGGUUUAUCUCUCUGGAGGGGACCACACUUUCACACAGAAUGAAAACCAGAGCCAAAGGCAUAAAGACAGAUACCACUGCUGUUUAAUCUUUCUUUUUAAUUUUAUUAUAUUAUUGGGGGGGGCGUGUUUUGCCCAUUAUAUAUGUCUAGGCAACAUGUGCAUGCAGUGCCCCAGAAGGCCAGAAGAGGGCGUCGGAUCUCUCCAGAUGAGUUAUGGACAGUUGUGAGCUUAGGACCGACCCUGGGAAAAGCAGCUCUUCACCUCUGAGCCAUCGCUCCAGCUCCAUUGCUGUUUAAUCUUUAUCAGUACACAACGCAAAAGGAAUGAUUUGCCACAUAAGCCAAGGUUUUAGCUGGUUUAGUUUUUCCUUCAAAAGGAUCUUUCCCUCUCAGUGAU
Molecule: messenger RNA, 2430 nt
Organism: Peromyscus californicus insignis
Lineage: Eukaryota; Metazoa; Chordata; Mammalia; Rodentia; Cricetidae
Gene: Cidea
Product: cell death inducing DFFA like effector a
Exons: 5
Coding region: 1090-1743 (217 amino acids)
Biological process (GO): apoptotic process; regulation of apoptotic process; lipid storage
Cellular component (GO): lipid droplet
Source: RefSeq, a predicted model, not a curated record